Scleropages formosus (Asian bonytongue) is the source of this 1239-nucleotide messenger RNA. It is a transcript of the gene hyls1, whose product is annotated as HYLS1 centriolar and ciliogenesis associated. NCBI's taxonomy places the organism in Eukaryota, Metazoa, Chordata, Actinopteri, Osteoglossiformes, Osteoglossidae. Gene Ontology annotation, cellular component: centriole; non-motile cilium. The coding region runs from base 130 to 1203 and encodes 357 amino acids. The transcript has 12 exons. Gene Ontology annotation, biological process: cilium assembly. The record is from RefSeq and is a predicted model, not a curated record.
AGCGCCCUAAAAGAGGAAGGUCCGGUGGAAACAAAGGUGGCUUCUCCCUUUAUGUUUACGGACACGGGGGAUAAGCGACAUCUGAACGCGUUACAGUGGCCUGCUGUGUGAGCGCACACGAUAUCAUUCAUGGCGCAACUGGAGCAGCUCGACUUCUCCGAGGCCGAGAUCGAGGCCCAGCUGAAGGCACUUGGGUACACGGGGGUCCCGGCGCGCUGCCUGCGGAACUUCAAACGCGAUCUGGAUCAGCUCAUUCUGCACGAGAGAUCAUCCACAGACCACACGUGGGGGCACGAGGACUCGUCCAGCCCCUCGCAGCUCCACAGCCGCACGUCUCCCAGACAUGCUGAGCAGUAUGAUGCAGCCUUCAUCAGGAGGCAGGUUUCUUCGGCAGGACAACUUUCUGGGCAGGUCCACGCAGGUGUUCUCUACUCGCAGAUGCCGCACUGUCCGUCUGCUGAAGACGAUGAUGGCAAUGACCCUGAACAGCCCGAGGAGAGUGACCAUUACACUCGCUACUCUGCGGCACCUUCCACUGGGAUGCUACGGUCAGGAGGCAUCGGCACCGAGAGCCGUCAUUCUCUAAGCUCCCCAAGCCCUGAAAGAGAGAGAGCAGCUUCCAGGAGCCUCGUGUUUAAGAGGAAGUUUGUGAGGAAACAAAGUGCUCGGUCUCCUGUGUGCAAUGAGUCGACUCGCACUGAAGAGCAUGUGAGCCAGCUGGAGGAGCAGCUCGAAAGACUGCAGGUCUCCGUAGAUCUCGACUCUGAGCUGCAUAGUGAGAGUGAUGGAGUCCCCAGCUGGGACGCUGCCUUGUCUUCGGGCUGUCCUCACAGGGACACUUACAGAUCACACCACAGGAAUGACAUCCCAACUCAGCCAAAAUCCUUCAUCCAUCCGCAGUUCCACCAUCCACACAGCAAAAACUGGAAGAAAACUGAUCCAGUUACCAGGUACUUCCAGUACAGGCAGCACUGGGAUAUGUUCAAGGUGCCCGGGGAAAAUAAGUGGAUGGAGCUGCGCAGGGAAAUCCGGGAACAGAUGACUUACAGCAGCCAGCCUCUGCCUAAUGUUAAGCGAACAUCUCGAACUGUGCCAAAAACAAGUGUCGUCCCAACAGAGAAGAAGCGGCUUGCACUACGAUGGAAGGUGCGGCACGACCUGGCGAAUGGAAUAAUGCCAGCAAAAUUUACAUAUCCCUUCUAGGGAGGAGGGGGAGAUCAUUAAACUGUUUCAAACUAA